AUGGCACCUGAAGUCGCAUUUUCGAAUAUAACUGACAAAAAUGAAUUCACGAAAUUCACAAAGUUUUUAGCGUACAAAGGAGUACAAGUUAUAGUUGAGUCUAGAAAAGGAGUUAAAAUAGAACCUAACAGUAAACCAAAGACGUCAGACACUGAUUGGUUUAAUUUACAGAUACCAGAUUCCUCUGAAGUAAAUCAGGCAACUAAGAAUGCUUUACCUUCGGAUCGUGUACUGGAGACGAUAAAAUCACAAUUACAUGUAGAAAUAUCUGUUCAAACAGAAGAUGGAGAUGAAAUGGUACUAGAACUCUGGACUCUUCAGCUAGACGAAACCCAAUUCGAUACAUCAUUGAAGGCAAUGAACACAGUGUAUUUUAGAAUGGGCAUAUUGUUAAAAUCUCUUAUAACUAUAACAAGGAUCACACCGGCAUAUCAUUUGUCAAGGAAACAGAGACUGGAAUCAUUCACUAUAUUCUACAGAGUUUACAGUGGCGAGGCAAAAUUGAAAGCUCUUGGUGAUUCAGUGAAAACUAUUCAAGCCGGCCUCUUAAAAACACCAUUAGGUGCUUUAGUCUUCUCGGUAACGUACCGUACAAAUUUUUCAAUAACUCCUAACCGUUCAGACAAUAACAAAGCAUUGUUAUUAAAGAGUGAUCACUUUGAAUUGAGUCCGAAACAUGUCAUAUUUGAAUCAAAAAAGAAGAAAGAAGAAAAAAGAGAGUCGAAACCUUCAGGACCCAUCGAUUUGGACAAGCCCUUACGCUUAGCUGCUUUUGUAGAUGAAACCUUAGUUAAGAGGACAUUUGAAGAAUUCUACACGAAAAUUCCUAUUCCUGAUCACUACAGACCUGAAAAAUUGCCUGUAUCUCCUGUUAAAGAAAAGGAAAUCAUGUCUAAGAGCACACAAGAAUUAGAUGACAGUGCAGCAUCAAAGAGUCCGAAUUCUUUAGAGAUGCCACCAAAGAAAUUCUCUGGAUUCCGUCACGAAAACGAACCACCAAUAAAACUGUUAUUGUUCCCUUUUGCUGACACACAUCCUAUACGAGAACUAGCCGAGUUUUACAAAGAUUUCUUUAAUGCGCCACACUUGAAGUUGACAGAUGAGCUAACACAAUCGAACAAAAGCUUAGAGCCUGUUUUAGAAGACGUAGAACUAACCAACGAAGAUUUGUCUAAAGAUUUGGAGCUGUAUGAGAAUUCAGUUGUUGAGUUUGAUGAAUUGUUGGCCGACAUGUGUAGAUCGGCUGAGUGGAGUGGGAAUUAAAUAUAGGUUAUGGGUCUUAAAUAUAAAUUAAGACAUUUCAUGUCCCAGGAUGCUAAAUUAAAAAAAAAAACCUUAAAUUGCAGAUUGAUUUGAGUGGGAGCGUUUAAUCUGUAACUCUUAAUUACCAAAAUAGUACAGUGUGAUUAUAAAAAUUGGCGUGAUUCGUACUACGCUAACAAGAAACUCGCCAUUGCUGACGGUCUUAAUGUUAUCUUUUCAUUCUACUGGGAAUUGAGGAUUUCUUUAUGUUAUUGAUAUACAGAUCAAUCUUAUUCAAAAGCAACAUGGCUAUAGUUGAUGUACCAUGGUAUAAGAAAGCUUGGUAUUUAGCAAGUAAAUAGCAUUAGAUUUGCCAAAUUUGAUAUAUGUUUAUGAGGGUCUACAAUGACUAAUGAUGUGGUGUUUAUAUCAUCAUCCAAGUACUUAGUCAAAACCAUAUCCAAAGGUCUUUUCAAACAAAGGUCUAUAUACAAAGAAUAUUGUGCAAUAUGUCAAUGGAUAGAACACAAAACGUAUACAAAUAAAAAUAGGAUUAUACGUCAAAUAUUUACUUUAAUUACUCCAGCAUUAUUUUUAAUUAUUAAGAAACGAAUUUUAUUUGUAAAAGAGAUAAACUUACAAAUAAAAUUCUCAAUUAUGUAAAUUCUCAAUUUGGUAUUUUUUUUUUAAAUGGCAAUUCUUCUUGGACGUGAAAAUGUGAAAAUGGAAAGGCGAUGGGAUUUAGAUGUUUUGGGCAAAGACUGAUGAGAUGUAAAUGAAUGAUAUAAACAAUAUUCCUAUGAUUAUUAGAAUAGAAACAAAAUGGAUUUGUAUGUUAAAAUGUUAGUUCUUAAUAAACUACCUAUUUAAAGAAAA
Bombyx mori (domestic silkworm) is the source of this 2118-nucleotide messenger RNA. RefSeq names its product autophagy-related protein 13 homolog. Gene Ontology annotation, cellular component: phagophore assembly site; Atg1/ULK1 kinase complex; cytosol. Lineage: Eukaryota; Metazoa; Arthropoda; Insecta; Lepidoptera; Bombycidae. The record is from RefSeq and is a predicted model, not a curated record. The coding region runs from base 1 to 1263 and encodes 420 amino acids. Gene Ontology annotation, biological process: piecemeal microautophagy of the nucleus; protein localization to phagophore assembly site; mitophagy. The transcript has a single exon.